AUGAAUUCAUCAGGCACUGGUGAGUCGGACACUACGGGUCCUAUGCCCAUCGUAUCAGACGACCGAGAGUCAACGGAGCAUGAGGUACACACUUCAGAUGUUACCAGCACGGAUGAGGAUGAUUUCCAGCCAUUCGCGCUACCCGAUGUUGCCGCCGAGCCCGCUGAUGCCCCUUUUGCCGGGGAUUUGCCGCUCAUGGAGAUCCCUGCCCCUAUACCUCUUGCCGCUUAUCCUGUUCUUGAUAUGCUCCUCGACGCCGACGCUGAUGACGACGUCGAUUUGUUUGGUGACGAGCCCCUGGAGGAUGAUAUUGAGGGCGAGGCCCUUAUAGCCGACGGCGGUCUUUUGUUGCUCACAGAUGCUCCUCCUGAGGAGUCACCUGCUCAUUCACCCGUCCCAGACUCUUUGGAGUUUGUGGCCUCUGUAUCGUCGCACACUCAGGGUGCGCAGCACUAUUCUCACGAUUCAGAUCCUGAUAGAGCAUCAUCUGCUGCCCCUGCCCCGAGCUACGCCUUUGAUCACGACCUUGAUGAGGAUUCCGACCCUGUCUUUCCACCUGGGUUUGACCCAGAUCAGGACAUUGAAGCCUGCUAUGGCCCCGAGCCGGUAGCCGCUCCUGACCCUGUGUUUGAGCAUGACCCUAUUCAUGCUGGCGUACCCAUUGUUGACCCUGUGAUUGCUGAUCUACCCGUUGAUGAUAACCCUGUUGAUGCUCCACUAUUGGAGGGCGAUCAUGUUGUUGUUGCAGCUCAAGCUGAUGCCCCUCUCAUCGCUGAUGUACCCGUUGACCCUAUUGUUGCUCCCCUACCUGAUCCUGUUCCCCUGGAGCCCGAUCAUGUGCUAUUCAUGACCCAUAUUGAUCCCCGUUAUGCGCACACCCAGAAUGGGUGGAUUGACGCUGAUGAUGAGCUCCCACCUUUUCCCCCACAUACCACCAAUGCACGUCACAUGGAUUUCCCUUCUUCGUUCGCUCAGUUCACACCUCCAGCUUGA
Molecule: messenger RNA, 993 nt
Organism: Helianthus annuus (common sunflower)
Lineage: Eukaryota; Viridiplantae; Streptophyta; Magnoliopsida; Asterales; Asteraceae
Exons: 2
Coding region: 1-993 (330 amino acids)
Source: RefSeq, a predicted model, not a curated record